AUGAACGGACACACGGAGCAUCGGAGUGGCAAAUGGGAUCGACAAGAGCUGUAUCGUUCAACAAUGCAGGCAUUGGAAGGAAGAUGCUCUACGCGGUCUAAUCUUGCUAAAGAAUUCGAAAUGCAAAUACGUGAAUUUACCGCUACUGUGCGUCUGGAAUGCCACUUGGUUGAUCUCCUUCGGAAACGUCUUGAGGAACUGAAUGAACCGGAUCGUUUGCUUAUUUCAAGACUUAACAGAGUUUUAUGCGAGUUGGGAGACAGUAAUUCGUCAGUACUUAGUCGACCUCUUUAUCAUAUGCUCUCGCCCACUAGACCAGCUCAUCGAGUUUGGACAAUGUGUACCACAGAUCCUGAACGUCUGAAGAGUUUGGUUUCUGAAGUUUGCCAUAUGGCCAAUAUCAUAUGCGAUAAUGGAGAUGUGAGUUAUUUUGAGUCUCGAAAAAUUUUCUUUGGACUUUUAUUCUUACUAGAAAAGGAACAAAAUUCGUGUCAAGUGAAAUUUAGCGCUGCAUUGCCAUCGGCAUGGAGUGCUGCUGACUGUGCCAAAUACUUGAUUGAGAAGCAAGAAGUAGUAGAAGAUAUGUUAUCUGAACGGCGAGCACGACAUUUUGGCAGUUACCGCAGUAUGAAAAAUGGUUUUUCGCUGAUGAAAUCAGCAUCUCUAACACUGGGACGGGCAACAUCUUCUCUUCCAACGCUUGUUUCUCCGGAUGCUCCUGCAAAUCUCUCGAAAAAUGAUCCAUCAAUUAAUUCAAGACCGUUCAAUGAAUUAGCUAGAGAAAAAUCGAAUCCUGAUAAAAUAUCAGAUGGACAGCUGUCUACUGGAGACAGCAGGACACAGAUACCGCUUGAACCUAAUGUUUUCGUUCGUGAAAUGAGGCAGCAGUCGUUUCGAGAAUCUUCGCUCACAGAUGAAUCAGAUUCAGCUUGCGCUUUGAAAGAAGAAACUUUCAAUUCGACAAGUCCUUCAGCAGCAUCUUCCAUCCCCGUGUGCCAGACGGAUAGCUCAUACGAUAGUCGUGAUUUGCAAGCUCCACUGUUUGAGCAGACGAUAUCCAGUUGUAAUUUAUCAACGUCAACCACUGUUACAUUAGGAAACUUGUCAGCGGAGCCAAAUUUCAUGCGUUUCGGUGAACGAUUCUUUUCACGACCAAUUGAUAUUAUUUCUUUACCCAAUAUUUUCACCAAGAAACAAUUGCUCGCUGUUUCCGAUAGUUGUGGAGGUGAAUUUUCAAAAGAUUUUUCAGGUGUAUAUAUAGUGACAUGUAAAGGAGAAAUAUUGCAACAUUUGCCAACACGAGACAGUUCGGCAUCAUCAUUAACUAUUGAUCCGACAAGUUGGCGUCUUCUAGUUAGCGUAAUGCAUAGCAAAGGACGAAGCAUACAUGCGUUUGAUAUUACGAAUCAUUUUAAAAAAGUAGAGGUAAUUCCUUGUCCCAAAGAACCAAAGAUUGAGUUGAGUAGAACGCGGUGGAUAACAGUUAGCCCACGCGGUGAAUUAUUUGCAGUUUCCGGAGAUAAUCAUCGUUCAGCAAUAUGGAUGUACAAUCAAUCGAGAAAGGAAUCAAGAAAAACUCGGUAUCAAUAUCUUCGAGUGGCCGAAGAUCAAGCCGAAUACAAAGCUGUUGUGCUAUUAACGUGUGAUGCAGCACAAAACCGUAUAUUACUCUUCGUUGCGGACCAUACUGGUACCUUAAUUAAUGAAUAUGACUUAACGAAGACAUAUAAACUCUAUGAGUGUAUAAAAAAUCCGGCCAGUGCUAUUGUCGAUUCACUUGGGAAUUUGUUGGUACUUGAUUAUGCUACUAGUCGUUUAUGGGCAUUAUUGGGCAAUACGAAAGGGAUGCGUCGCUUAAAAGAAAUUGUUAUUCCUAGCCCAUUGGGCCCCCAAGAGGCUCUUGGAAUUACUGCACAUGGUGACUGGAUCUAUAUGACCUGUUUUGCUCGUCGGGAAGUUAUUUGUGUAAGAUAUUUGAUGAAUGGUGUAUUAGCACUGUCAUGUUGCACAACCACCUCAGAAACGCCAAAGUCAGAUAGAAGAGCUGUUUCACUACCAAGACCAACGGGGAAACCGAAUCAAGUUUAA
Molecule: messenger RNA, 2088 nt
Organism: Acanthocheilonema viteae
Lineage: Eukaryota; Metazoa; Nematoda; Chromadorea; Rhabditida; Onchocercidae
Source: the annotation of a GenBank genome assembly